AUGGUUGGAAAGAAGCGUAUAUCGCCAUCUUUACGAAAAGUCGAGCAAGAUGGUGAGAGUGAAGACGACGUGCUCUUUCUCCAUCGAAAAAUCGCUACAACGGCCACUUUGAAACGGAAGAAUCAGACCAAAAAAGACGUCUUAACACUAGACCGGACGUUACUUGAGGCAGCGCGAAAUUUUGACAUGAAUUCGGAAACAGUUAUGCGACACAUGAAAGUGUCCGUGUAUGCGCUAAAUGAGGUGGUCGAGCGCUGUAUCAUGGAGUUUUUACCAGUCAUACCCAAUCGAUUACACGUCGAAGCGGUGUGCAGACGAUGGCGCCGUUUGAGUCUUGAGGAAAUGCCAGUGACGGAGCUUGAUUUCGAGCAAGUUGCUCUGCGGCCGUUGCUGCGACGGAAUGUGCGUCUAAUGCUUGAACGCGCCAAGCAGCAGUUGACGAAGCUCGUCUUACCCGACAUUACUCUAGUCGACGCACACAUUGAGCUGAUCGUGCAGCAACAAAAUCUUCGCGUCUUUCGAGCACACAGGAUGCAAAAGAGGCAUUUCUUCAAUAUCUUGGAACACUGCGCCAGCUUACAGACUCUGGAGCUGAUGGACUGCCGGGCUUUGAGACUAAGUGGACAACGCGGGUGGCCGCGCGAUGCGGUGGCGUUGCGUGAAGUGUAUCUCAAUGAGUGUCACUUCUUCACCAACCAAGCAGCUAGGUCGCUGAUUAAGAUUUGUGGGAGCUCACUGGAAAAGGUCGUUUUCACUGGAGCGAUGAGUCUGGAUUCACAGGUCUUGAGGGACCUCGCCACUUAUUCAGUGAAGAUGGCCAAGUUGACAAUAAGUAGUGUAAACCUUCGCGAUAUUCAAACGAUGACUGAAGGAGUUGGAGCCUCGCUGCGCUGGUUGGACUUAUCAUCAUGUCGCGACAUGUCUUCGUUUUCAGUAGGGGAUUCUACAAACCUGCUUCAUUUGCAAGUGCUAAUGCUGGACAAGACAAAGAUCAAUGAUGACGGUUUGCGAGCGAUUGCGCGUGUCGCUCCAUCGCUACAGUACCUUUCACUUCAGGACUGUCGGGUGAUUUCUGACGACGGACUCGCUACCAUUUCAGAAGGAUGUACAAAUUUGGAGCUUGUCGAUUUAAAGGGUACGGCUGUGACAGACGCAAGUAUCGAGGCUCUUGAAGCUCAGUGUCCACGGCUUCGCUUGGUGCGUGUUGACUCAUGCCGAUCUGUUUCGAGAGAGAUGAGGCGGAAGUACAAUGAGCGCGCUCUGCGCAUUCUGAAAGGAGACAAGCUAAGCAAGUGUGAGAGGAUCUUUGCCGAGCGAAAAAAAAUCGAGAUGGUUGCCCAGACAAGGAGAGACAGCGAAUCUGACAACGAAUCUGAAAGUGACCGAGAUAGCGAUGAUGACUACGCCAUUUAA
Messenger RNA from Peronospora farinosa, 1413 nucleotides. Lineage: Eukaryota; Oomycota; Peronosporomycetes; Peronosporales; Peronosporaceae. The record is from the annotation of a GenBank genome assembly.